AUGAUGGUAGCAAUUGGAGAACCCGGUUCGAUUCCUAUGGAAACGUUGGAAAAUAGGAGUGUUCGCGAGUUUGACCUAUCGUUCCGUAAUGUUUCGUACUGUGUUAAGCAUAAACAUGAUCGCACACACUCCGUCAUCCUGAAGAAUCUCUCCGGGUCUUUCCGGUCCGGACGGCUAGUUGGCAUUAUGGGCCCGUCCGGUGCGGGUAAAUCUACAUUGCUGAACGUGCUCAGUGGAUUCAAAAAAAAUAACGUCACCGGUCAGCUUAUGGUCGAUGGGCAGCGACUUUCGGAACGCAGAAGUCGAAAGGUCAUCUCCUACACGCAGCAGGAGGUGUGUCUGUGGUCUGCCCUUACGGUCGUGGAGAGCCUUCGGUAUGCGGCCGAAUUUAAACUCCCCACCACGAUCACCCCAGAGCAGAGAGAUGCCCGUGUGCGGGAACUUCUUCACGUGCUGGGGCUAGCUUCCUGUGCCGAUACACUCACCAACAGCGUUUCCGGUGGUCAAGCGAAGCGACUUUCGAUCGGACUCGAGCUCCUAUCGGACCCCAAAGUGAUGUUGCUGGAUGAGCCAACGAGCGGGCUGGACACAGUAGCCGCCUAUCAGGUGCUGGCCCACGUCAAGCAGCUUGCCGCACGGGGUCGCGUUAUCGCCUGCGUCAUCCAUCAGCCCAACUCCCAGCAGCUGAUGCUGAUCGAUGAUCUGUACGUGCUGGCGAAGGGUCGACGCAUCUAUAGUGGACCCACGGGUGAAAUGGUGACGCAAUUCGCACGCUUUGGACUCGAGUGUCCCGUCUCACACAAUCCGGCCGAUUACGCGCUCGAAGUGGCCAGCCUUGAUCAAGAAGAUGAACGGUUGAGCCGAUUGAUGUUGGAGGAAGAAAAGGACAUUUUCGACUACAAUCCACCGCGCUUGAUGGUGGAGAAAAGUGUUGAUGGAUCGUAUCAACGAUACGCAUUGUCCACACUGCAGCAGCUGGGUGUAUUGUUACGAAGGACGACCCGUUGUACCUUACGUGAUUCGUACCAAUUUAAAGCGCGCAUUCUCAUAAACAUCGCCAUCGCGCUCAUCACGAGCGUGGCGUUCUACAACACCGGCAACAACGCCGACCGCAUCCUGGCCAACACCGCCGUACUGAUCAUUAAUCUGUACGCCAUCUUCUUCACGAGCAUAGUUUCGGCGGUGCUGGUUUAUCCCCGCGAGUCCGCCUGUUUCGUGCUGGAGAGCAAAAAUAAUUGGUACUCCCUGCGGGCAUACUACUUGGCCAAAAUUGUGGUCGAACUUCCCACGCUGAUCCUUUCGUCGUCGGUGUUCUUCCUUAUCUUGUACUACUUCACCGCGCAACCGUUCGAAUGGGUAAGAAUCGGUACGUUCGCACUGGUUUGCCUGAUGUUCGGUUGGAUUUCGCAGAUGCUGGGACUGCUGCUGGGCAGUCUCAUGUCGGUGCAGAACUCCGUCUUUGUGAGCAUCCUCAUAAUGGUGCCGGCCUCGCUGUUCUCCGGCUUCUUCGUACCGCUGCGCGACGCGAGCGUGCUGGUCAAACCGCUGAUGUACGUGUCCUUCGUUCGGUAUGCCUUUGAGGGUGCAGUGCACGCGAUCUAUGGGUUCGAUCGUGCCGACCUCGAAUGUCCGGAGGUGUUUUGCUAUUUCCGUCAGCUGAAACGAUUUCUCGAGUUUGUUUCGAUGCCCGACCUGGCCUACGGGUACGAUCUGCUCGCCCUGCUCGGUUGGAUCAUGCUCCUGAUGGGUGCGGUUUACUUUAGUUUGCGAAGACGUAUCAAACAAGACUAA
Molecule: messenger RNA, 1791 nt
Organism: Anopheles marshallii
Lineage: Eukaryota; Metazoa; Arthropoda; Insecta; Diptera; Culicidae
Product: ATP-binding cassette sub-family G member 1-like
Exons: 7
Coding region: 1-1791 (596 amino acids)
Cellular component (GO): plasma membrane
Molecular function (GO): ABC-type transporter activity; ATP binding; ATP hydrolysis activity
Source: RefSeq, a predicted model, not a curated record